CGUGCUACAAGCCUGCAUUUCCACAUGAAAUACAUGGGUUAACUGUCAAACCCGCCGCUGCGCUCACAAUUAUAUCUGGGCCUUUGGUCGUUUGGCAGCGCAGUAUCAUUAUACUUGACACUUUACACUGUUAACAGUAGUGCGACUGAAAGGUAACCAAAUUUGAUAGUAGAUAAUAAUGAACUAUGCCAUUUGAUAAACUAUUAAACGUCACCGGUACGGAAUACAGCAACCAAAUUAAUAACCGAACACAGUGACCGAUACAAAAAAGAGUAAAAAAACUAAAAUGACAGCGCUUUCAGGUGGAAACAACGUGCAGAUUUUUUUGAGUGCAUACAGAAUAUUUAACGAAAAAUAAAUAUUAUUUUGUUUUCAAAAUUGUUUUGCAAAUGUUGGUUGUUUUAAUGAAACAUUUCACUUUCUAAAAUUCUGGCACCACUGACCGAAUCCUGUAAGCAAAACAAACAUGACGUUGUUCAAAGUGAAAUUUUCAAAACAAACUUUACGGCAAGCGAAGGAGGCAUAAAAAUGGCACAUUGUGGCUCGGAUCUGGGUCCGGACAUUGAUUCGGACUACGAGGAUAUGGAAUUCCUUGAGCUAUCACAGAAUGAAGAAGAUAAUCAGCCGCUACUUAAUUCAACAUUGCACAUCGAUUCUCCAGAAGCGACUGUUGUGGAAAACUCGGCGGAAAGUGCUUUUUGGAUCGACUUCCUUGUCGAGGCUUAUGAACGAGAAUUCAAAGGACAAAAAAAAGAAAAGGCUUUGGAGAUACUGCAUGUUCAAGCGUCAUGCAAAAACACCUUUGAGGAACAAGUGUGGCGGAAAUACAAAUCGGCUUUACGACGUGAAAUAUUGUAUCAACGAGCGGAGGAAGGCAUCGAUGAGCUACUGAUGUGGAGUCCUACCAAGCCCGACUGGGCUGAUAGGGACAGAUUUUUCCUCCUCCAUCAUAAGCGAAGUACUGCAAGGCUUUCCGAAGUUAGUGAUGAACUACUUGCUGGAUUUAAAGGCACAAGCGUAAAGAUAUCGGUACUUGUGUAUUCGCUGUCUAUGGUAAGUUCAAAAGAUUACGAAAGAGCCAAAGCUGUAUUGUGCUUGGGAAAAAGAACUUCUGGUUUGAAAGAUCGCGCAGGAGCUGAUUCCAACCAAAAUGUGCUACAUUUGGCGAAUGAGCUGAAGCAACGCAACAAGGAUCAAUUCGUAAAACCACUGGACGCUAGCUUUACGCUGUGGGCGAAUUACAUCCAAGGAUCAGCUGCACAUUUACGGGAUGAUCUGUUGGCUGGGCCACCACCAGAACACCUGAAGAACCUUUUUAUAACAGUCGGCGAAGUGGGUGCUCAACGAGUAUUGAACAAUUCGUUCGAUGAUGCUUCUGUUGCGGAGACUGUGAAUGAAAGCAUUGCAACCGAGUUGAAAGAAAUUGAAUAUGCGAUCGAUAAGGUUGAAUCAAGUGUUGCAGAAUUACGGCAGAAACUGAGUCAGCUACAAAUGAGCAUAACGGAAAGGAAAACACUUAUAUCUGCUUUCAAGCGCUCAUUAAAAGUUACUGAGCGAGAAGAAUCCAGAUUAAUCUCGGAUGACAUUCAAGACUGCGCUGACAUCGACCAUGAUUAGUGGUUGCAGCCGCCAUUUUUUAUCAAUAAAUAAAUACAUUGAAACAUAAUUCUCCUGUUUUUUAUUUUAUCUGAAAAUAUCAAAUACAAAACGUUUAUGGUUUAAACUUGCCUCCUGGGUAAUAUCCACACUUACGAAA
Molecule: messenger RNA, 1756 nt
Organism: Armigeres subalbatus
Lineage: Eukaryota; Metazoa; Arthropoda; Insecta; Diptera; Culicidae
Exons: 2
Coding region: 529-1617 (362 amino acids)
Source: RefSeq, a predicted model, not a curated record